Molecule: messenger RNA, 5099 nt
Organism: Xiphias gladius (swordfish)
Lineage: Eukaryota; Metazoa; Chordata; Actinopteri; Istiophoriformes; Xiphiidae
Product: polycomb protein suz12-B-like
Exons: 16
Coding region: 20-2269 (749 amino acids)
Cellular component (GO): ESC/E(Z) complex; nucleus
Molecular function (GO): chromatin DNA binding
Source: RefSeq, a predicted model, not a curated record
UUGUUUGUUUGUUUGGGCAAUGGCUCCACAUAAGCAGAGCUCCUCAGGUGGAAACCACCCGGUCGGUUUCGGUCCCGGAGGAAAAGCCCACGGUUUUUACCAGUCGUCCUCCUCGUCGAUGGCUGCAGCCAAGAAGCCCAACAUGCAACUCAUUCAAGCCGACCAUGAGUUGUUCCUGCAGGCCUUCGAGAAACCAACCCAGAUCUACAGGUUCCUCCGCACUAGGAACUUAAUUGCUCCCAUAUUCUUGCACAGGACACUCACAUAUAUGUCCCACAGAAACUCAAGGAAUAAUGUCAAAAGGAAAAGCUCCAAGGUCGACAAUCUGCUGUUCAAAGUGGAAAAGAUGAGGGGUGAGCAGGAGACUCACAGCUUGGCCUCUAAUCUGCAGCUCACCUUUACUGGUUUCUUCCAUAAAGCUGGGAAGCCAUCUCAGGACUGUGAGAAUGAGCAGAACUCCGUGUCUCUGGAGGUGCUGCUGGUCAAAGUCUGCCACAAGAAGAGGAAGGAUGUAAGCUGUCCAGUGAAGCAGGUCCCUACAGGGAAGAAGCAGGUUCCUCUGAACCCAGACACAAGCGCUGGAGUCCAGGCCAAGCCAGGCUGUUUCCCCUCCCUGCUGGUCCCCAGCAGCGAGUUUGAACCCAGCAACUCUCACAUGGUCAAGUCUUACUCAUUACUCUUCAGGGUAUUGUGGCCUGGAUACCCUCGAACACAGAUCAACGGCCUGACAAACGGAGAGAAUCACCACAACAGAGAUUUUACAGAGGAAGUGGUAAACAGGAAAAGGAGGAGCUCCUCUCUCAGGGAGGAGGGAGAAACCACAUUUGUGGCUCAGAUGACUGUCUUUGAUAAAAACAGACGUCUGCAGUUGUUAGACGGAGAGUAUGAGGUGUCUAUGCAAGAGAUGGAGGAGUGUCCUGUCAGUAAGAAGAGGGCAACCUGGGAGACCAUCCUGGACGGAAAGCGUCUACCGCCAUUUGAGAGUUUCUCCCAGGGACCCACCCUGCAGUUCACCCUGCGCUGGACCACGGACUCCUCCGAUCGCUCCACUGCACCCGUGGCUAAACCCUUGGCCACCCGCAACUCUGAGACCAACCAGGACACCAGACCCAGCACCCUGAGAGCCACUCAAACACUGGCUCUUAAAGAAUCCAUCAACACUGACGUGCAAACCAGAAGAGAACAAAUCUCAGCUGAGCCCAGACAGAAACUACGCAUCCUCUACCAGUUCCAGUACAACAACAACACUCGGCAGCAGACGGAGGCCAGAGACGACCUCCACUGUCCCUGGUGUACCCUCAACUGCAGGAAGCUCUACAGUCUGCUCAAACACCUCAAACUGUCCCACUCCCGCUUCAUCUUCAACUAUGUGCCUCAUCCUAAAGGAGCAAAGAUCGAGGUCUCCAUCAACGAGUGUUACGAUGGUUCGUAUGCAGGAAACCCUCAGGACAUCCACAGCCAGCCGGGGUUCGCCUUCAGCAGGAACGGCCCCGUCAAGAGGACCGCUGUCACCCACAUUCUCGUCUGCAGACCCAAGAGGACGAAGCCGAGUCUGUCUGAGUUUCUGGAGUCGGAGGACGGUGACGGAGAGCAGCAGAGGACAUACAUCAGCGGACACAACCGCCUCUACUUCCACAGUGACAGCUGCCUGCCGCUCCGGCCUCAGGAGAUGGAAGUGGACAGCGAGGACGAGAGGGACCCCGACUGGCUCAAAGAGAAAACUGUCAAGCAAAUCGAGGAGUUCACCGACGUCAACGAGGGGGAGAAGGAGAUCAUGAAGCUGUGGAACCUGCACGCCAUGAAGCACGGCUUCAUAGCAGACAACCAGAUGAACGAGGCCUGCCUGCUGUUUGCCGAACACCACGGCGCCCACAUCGUCAAACACAACCUCUGCCGCAACUUCCUGCUGCACCUGAUCAGCAUGCACGACUUCAACCUGGUCAGCACGCUGACCAUCGACCGGGCCAUGGCCCGGCUCCGUCUCAUCCAGAGCCAGGCCUCUCAGAGAGACAAAGACAGGGAGGACGAGGACGAGGACGACGAGGAAGAGGAAGAGGAGGACUGGGAGACGGCGGUGGAGUCCCAGCCGGAGCCAGAGCCGGACCCAGAUCCUGACCCCGAUCCGUCAGAGUAUAAAACCUGUAGUGACGAGACGAGCAACGGCUGCCUGGAGAACGGAAACCGGCAGGAGGAGGAGAGCGGAGGAGCUGUGACGGAACGAAUGUUCAGCAAGCAGAAACUCUCCGGCUCCGGCUCGGUUCUAAACUGACAGCUCAAGCAGAGAGCCACAAGAUCCCAAACAGGACUCGAGUUUGGAAAAUUGAGGCUACAAACCAGAAUCGACAAAAAGGCGACAGACAAGCAGGUGUUCAAACACACGCACAGGUUACUGCAGGGAUUAUGUUUUCAAGGGCAGGUUACAUCAGAAACAAGAUGAACUUUUACUCACGAAAGUCGUUUGGUUUUCAAUGUUCACACAUUUACAUCGAAGAGACGCUUCAGAGGCGUUCGUCAUUUGGUGACUCAUGAAAGCGAGGAGUUCAGAAAAACUUGAAGCUUUGAAUCAUCGUCAUUUUCUCUUUUUUGAGAACUACAGAGGUGCCACGUUAUUUCCUUGGAUCUCCAGCCCAUCACGUUUAUUAACGACAAAACUAUGAGGUGAGCACAAAACACACUCGGCCUUCAGGCUGGAUGUGUUUGACCACAUUUUGUAGACCUAAAGGAUGAGGCUGGCGGUUUUCUAGAUUAUUCUAAUUGUCAGCAAAUCCCACGAAAAGAGCAAAACCAACAGUGUGUCAGUCCGUCUCUCGGCGCUUGGACUCUCAUUCCUCUGACCGUGGCUCUCAGCUCCGAGCCCCAUGGGUUUGUACCGAAGACGUAAAUCUUUAAAAACGACCUCACUAAUGUAUGAUUUCAUUUUUUAAAAAGGCUCAGUAAUUCUCCUAAAACAGCCGGUCGCUGUAGUUUUUUAACAAACAGGAGGAAAUAGUGCGUUUGGGACUGAGAUAUAUCAGGAUUUGAAACGCACACGAAGAAACAUUCAUUGUUGGUUUGGGUCUUUUUAGGGAUUUGUUGACGAUAAGCAAACUAAGGAAUAUAACAAGACGAAUCCAGAAGUUUGGGUCUGUGGGCUGAAAGUUCGAAAUCUGCUUCCACAUGUUUCUGCAGCUGUUCUGGCAGAUUGAGCAGAGAUUAGCCAACACGUUUUUUUGGAUCCGUUUUCUGCUCGCUCAGAUCCACAGACGCAGCUUUUUCUUCUGGGCUCAAAACAUCAACCGCACUCUGUUGCUCCUUCAACCCAAUCUGCGUUUUCAAAUCGGCCUCUGUAGUUUCCAGACCAAUCAGAUCCACCUUGUGCUCAGUCCACGGUUUUGCCAAUGAGCUUCAAAUGGGAUCAUUUUUGUCUUCCUCAGUGUGACGCACCAAUCAGUGACCUUCCAGACACACUCAGCUCCACCAAAGGUUUUCAUUUAUUACCGAGUGUGUGUGCACGUGCACGUUAGUGUCAUGGGUGUCAGAUCAGGUCUGCGGGUCUCCGAUCAGGUCUCUGGGGUCUCUGCACAGACUCGACAGUUGACGUGAAUCGGCCGCAGCAUCUGUCUUCCUGAACUCCGCUGCAGUUUCACACACUUUACUGGUUUUUAAUUUUCCACUCGAUGACAGUAUAUAUUGAUAUUUAUUAUAUUUUUUAAUUUUUCUAAGUACUAAAGUUUCCAGCCCGCUCCGAGUCCUGGAUCCGAUGUUCACAACUCAAAUAGUCCAGCUUGAGGGCUCAUCUGAACUUCUGUCACUGGGAUUACACACGCAGACAAAUCGGCAGGAUUCACCAAAUACCAGAUCGGAACCGGGACACUAGUGUGCGUGUGUAGUCGUGUUCCAGUACAGUUUCUACUACUGGUGCUAGAUCUUUUUUUUUUGGUUUUUUUGGUUUUAUGGUUUUGUUUUAUUCCUCACUUGGUGGAAACAAGUAACACUGCCAGCACUCACAAACGCCAAGACGCAUCGCUGCUUCUUCAAACAGUGCUCCUCAUCGUGCAGCUCUGCUCUGCUGAGCCCAGGACAACAGACGGACAGUACGAACCGUGUCCCUCCUCACGCGCUGCCUCCUGUGAAAUCCACAGUUCGGUUGCUCGACUUGCUCAGAUGGCUCUGAGAAAUGCAGCCACCUUAUUCGCAAAAUCUGGACACGGCACAAGCACAAGCGUGUCGUGUGUGUUGAGUCCGUCGACGUGUCGGUCGCUUGUUUAUUUUCGUCUCUGCAAAGCUGAAAUCGAGAAACGUAGAUUUUCUGAUUUAGGAGGAGGAGGUAGGUUCAGUCAGAGUUGGACCCACAGAGAAUUCAUUGUCUGAACAGUUCAUCUCCAACGCAUUUAAGCCUUUUACCAGGUGCUGCUUCCAGUUUCUUUCAUGUGAGAAAUUGCUGCCGAUCAUGAACUGAAUCCCUUUUGGGGUUUUGGACUGCUGGUCCCACGCCAGAGCUCUGGGAACUUCUGAUCUGCAUUUUCCAUUAUUUUAUCGACUAAUUUACUAAGUGAUCACGAAUGAAAAUGAGUGAUUGAGGCCACACCUGUGGAGGCGGCGGUCCCCCUGAAACAGCACCCGGGUAAAAGCACCACCGUUAACUGGAGAUGAGUUGUUCUUCUUUCUUUUUUAAUGUGUCAUUUCUCAGCUGGUUUUUGAUUUAUUUUUCUCCUCAUUGUUGCUGCACCUGCCCACUGCACCUGUUGUUAUGUACAUAAGACUCUGUGAAACUAUAUGUAAUAAAUUAGCUUUUGACCACGGUUGUUUGGAAACCUGAACGCCACCCGGGAGGUUUUGUUAGUUCCUUCGUUCACAGACCAAAGGGGAUGAAUUCGCUGCAGAUUUCUCCGCUCUUGUUUCGUGUCUCCUGUGGAAAAUAUUUCUUGCUUUUUGUUUUAAAAAAAAAAAAAUAAAUAAAAACAAACACAAAAAAAAAAACAAAAAAAACCCCAGAACAAACAAAAAAAUAAGGUUCCUACGAAGCAGAUUCAGGCUGCAUCCCUGAACCAUCUGACCCGGUAUCACGGUUUUCAAAUGAUCCUGAAGUUCGGUUUCAGUGAGACACAAAAAAAAAAAAA